CUACGUCGUUUAGGUUAGCUUACAACGUAUCUUUCGGUUUCCUCGCGCUCUGUUGUGACGGAAGAAUGGACCUCCGGCAGUGCAUCGGCAACCAAAACGACGUUGCUUUAGGCAUCGCAAAGCACGUAGCCUUGACGGAAAGCAAGGACUCGAACCUAGUUUUAUCGCCGCUGUCGAUUCAUGUGGUUCUGAGCUUGGUAGCAGCUGGCUCCAAGGGCGCAACGCUAGACCAGUUGCUCUCCUUUCUCAAAUCCAAAGCCUCCGGCGAUCUCAACGCCUUCGCUUCUGAGCUGGUUUCCCUAGUCUUUGCCGAUGGUAGUCCUAGCGGUGGCCCUUGUUUGUCCUUCGCCAACGCUGUCUGGAUCGAUAAAACACUUCCUCUUAAACCCUCUUUCAAACAGAUCGUCGACACCGCUUAUAAGGCUGCUGUUCAUCAAGCUGAUUUCCGGAUCAAGGCUGCUGAGGUAACCAGUGAAGCGAAUUCAUGGGCUGAAAAGGAGACCAAUGGCCUUAUCAAAGAAGUUCUUCCUCCUGGCUCAGUUGACUCUUCAACCAGGCUCAUCUUUGCAAAUGCUCUCUAUUUUAAAGGGGCUUGGAAUGAGAAGUUUGAUGCAUCAGCAACAAAAGAUUAUGACUUCCAUCUUCUCAAUGGGAGCUCAGUUCAAGUGCCCUUCAUGACCAGCAAGAAGAAGCAACUUAUUAGCACCUUUGAUGAUUUCAAAGUCUUAGGGCUUUCUUAUAAACAAGGUGGUGAUAAGCGUAGUUUCUCCAUGUAUUUCUUUCUUCCAGAUGCAAAGGAUGGCCUGCAGGCUUUGAUAGAUAAAGUUGGUUCUGAUUCUGCAUUCUUAGAUCGCCAUCUUCCAUCUAUGCCAGUUCCAGUGGGUGACUUUAGGAUCCCAAGGUUCAAGAUUUCUUUUGGGUUUGAAGCUUCCAAAGUCUUAAAGGGACUAGGUCUGGUGCUGCCUUUUACUGAAGGUGGCUUGACUGAGAUGGUGGACUCCCCCAUGGGGCAGGACCUAUAUGUCUCAAGCAUUUUCCAUAAAUCCUUCAUUGAAGUUAAUGAGGAAGGCACAGAAGCUGCAGCUGCUUCUGUAGGUGUUGUGAAACUGAGGGGCAUGCUUAGUACUGAUAAUAUAGAUUUCAUAGCUGAUCACCCAUUCCUGUUUGUGAUCCGAGAAGACAUGACAGGAGUUGUGCUGUUCAUUGGGCAUGUACUCAAUCCUCUCGCAGGUUGAUUAAAUGUUCUAUCCUGAAGAACAUGUGUAACUAAGUAGAUCAAACUUGACAAAAAUGAAACUGUGAUGAUUCUAAUUAUCUGGUUGAAGUGGAGGAGCACUAGCUCUAUUUAAUGUUCAAUUGCAGGUAUUCAUGUUUGUUAUCAA
This is a messenger RNA of Vitis riparia (riverbank grape), 1382 nucleotides long. RefSeq names its product serpin-ZX. Lineage: Eukaryota; Viridiplantae; Streptophyta; Magnoliopsida; Vitales; Vitaceae. Gene Ontology annotation, molecular function: serine-type endopeptidase inhibitor activity. The transcript is spliced from 2 exons. The record is from RefSeq and is a predicted model, not a curated record. The coding region runs from base 66 to 1235 and encodes 389 amino acids.